CGGCCCAUCCCAUCCCAGCGGUGGGUGCCCUCUGCCGGCGAGCGGGGGAAGCGCAGCGCCCUGGGAAGUCAGAUCGAGGCUGGAGUUCCAGUGGAACCCUGCGCUGCAUUCCAUUCCAUCCCAUUCAUGCUGAGCGGCUACACUGUAGCGCCGGGAACUCGCACCAUGGAAUCGCGCACCGACUCCCGCUAGCCAGGGAGACUGCAGGGAGGCACAGGGGAGAAACCCCUUCACUUCAGCAAAGUGUCUGCACUGAAUUGAUCUCAUUCCGCUGCCAAGUCAUUCAACUUUCAUGGGAUUUUGCCUCAUUGCUGUGAGCGUCUGUGUGUGCAACCUGCAGCCCACCUGCUCCUCACUACCCCUUCAGCCAUCAGUAGCGCCGGGAGCUGUAGUUCAGCUGGACACCCCUACCUGGUGGAUUGCAGGCUGUGGAUAUCUGUGUUUUUGACCUGUGCUGGCUGUCUAUCUGGACCGAGCUCUAAAUGAGGACGUCAACGGGAGCCAACUUGGAAAUAUAACCUCCCUCCCCCCCCCCCUUUUUAAUUUAUUUUUGGGUGUUUUUUAAUUAUUGUUAUAAUUAUUAUUCGGGAAGAUGCUGCUCCACGCCGAGAAGCCUCUGCCGUUCCAUUUAUGGACUUUUUUAGUUUUGCUUGGUUCCUGGAUUGCAGCCGGGGAUGGGACUCCUAAAAGCUUCAGGACUUUUACAGGAACUGACUGGAGCUUGACUCACCUAGUAGUACACAAUAAAACCGGGGAGGUGUAUUUGGGAGCCAUCAACAGGAUUUACAAACUCUCUAACAAUUUGACUCUCAUGCGCACCCAUGUAACAGGACCAGUAGAGGACAAUGAAAAGUGUUACCCUCCGCCCAGUGUCCAGUCCUGCCCCCAUGGACUUGUCUCCACAAAUAAUGUGAACAAGCUGCUACUCAUUGAUUACUCUGAGAACCGAUUAAUAGCAUGUGGGAGUGCCUCACAGGGGAUCUGCCAGUUUCUACGCCUUGAUGAUCUUUUCAAGUUGGGUGAGCCACACCACCGGAAGGAACAUUACCUCUCCAGUGUCAAUGAGUCCGGGACCAUGUCUGGUGUUAUCAUUGAGGUUCCAAAUGGCCAAAAUAAACUCUUUGUUGGGACCCCUAUUGACGGAAAGUCAGAAUAUUUCCCCACCCUCUCUAGCCGCAAAUUAAUGGGCAAUGAAGAAAAUGCUGAAAUGUUUGGCUUUGUCUAUCAGGAUGAAUUUGUGUCUUCGCAACUCAAGAUCCCCUCAGAUACCUUGUCCAAAUUCCCUACCUUUGAUAUCUACUACGUGUACAGUUUCAGCAGCGAGCAGUUUGUGUACUACUUAACUCUGCAGCUGGACACCCAGUUAACUUCACCUGACUCAACUGGAGAGCAGUUUUUUACAUCCAAGAUUGUCCGGCUUUGUGUAGACGAUCCCAAGUUCUACUCUUACGUAGAGUUUCCCAUUGGUUGCAUCAAGGAUGGGGUGGAAUAUCGGCUGAUACAGGAUGCAUAUCUGAGCAAGCCUGGGAAACGCUUGGCUAAGGAGCUGGGCAUCUCAGAAAGGGAAGACAUUCUUUUCACAGUCUUCUCACAAGGACAGAAGAACCGGAUCAAACCCCCCAAAGAAUCUGUCAUGUGCCUCUUCACCUUAAAGAAGAUCAAGGAUAAAAUUAAAGAGCGCAUUCAGUCUUGCUACAGAGGUGAUGGGAAACUCUCUCUGCCUUGGCUCUUAAACAAGGAGCUUGGAUGCAUCAAUUCACCUCUGCAGAUUGACGACAAUUUCUGUGGACAGGAUUUUAACCAGCCACUUGGAGGGACAGUCACCAUAGAAGGGACACCGCUGUUCCUGGACAAAGAAGAUGGAAUGACCUCAGUAGCUGCCUAUGAUUAUCGGGGACACACGGUUGUGUUUGCUGGAACCCGCAGUGGCCGAAUGAAAAAGAUCCUGGUGGACCUUUCUGCCUCCUCUCAUAUGGCGCAACAGUACGAGAAUGUGGUGGUCCACGAAGGAAAUGCUAUCCUGAGGGACUUGGUAUUGAGCCCAGACCGGCAGUAUAUCUACGCAAUGACAGAAAAGCAGGUUACCCGUGUGCCGGUGGAGAGUUGUGAGCAAUAUGAAACUUGCGAUGCCUGCCUUGGCUCUAGGGACCCUCACUGUGGAUGGUGUGUGCUUCACAACAUGUGUUCGAGAAAAGAUAAAUGCGAGCGAGCAGAUGAACUUCACAGGUUCACUUCUGACCAGCGGCAGUGUGUCCAGCUCACAGUGCACCCCAGGAAUAUCUCUGUCACAGUGUCUGAAGUUCCGAUGGUUUUACAAGCCUGGAAUGUCCCUGACCUGUCUGCUGGGGUGAACUGCUCCUUUGAGGAUUUUACAGAGAUGGAAGGACGUAUACUGGAUGGAAAAAUCUACUGUACAUCCCCCUCCACCAAAGAUGUUAUUCCUAUCACAAGAGGCCAUGGUGACAAGAGGGUUUUGAAACUCUACCUUAAAUCCAAAGAAACUGGAAAGAAGUUUGCUAGCGUGGAUUUUGUCUUCUACAACUGCAGUGUCCAUCAGUCAUGCCUCUCCUGUGUAAACGGAUCCUUCCCCUGCCACUGGUGCAAAUACAGACACGUGUGUACCCACAAUGCAGCCGACUGCUCCUUUCAAGAGGGCCGAGUUAACAUGUCGGAGGACUGCCCGCAGAUUCUACCUUCCACCCAGAUCUACAUCCCUGUUGGGGUAGUGAAGCCCAUCACACUGACUGCCAAGAACCUCCCACAACCCCAGUCUGGCCAGCGCAACUACGAGUGUAUUUUCCACAUCCCUGGGAGCGUGACCCGGGUCACUGCCUUGCGCUUCAACAGUACAAGCAUCCAGUGCCAGAACACUUCGUAUAACUAUGAAGGCAAUGACAUCAGUGACCUACCUGUGAACUUAUCUGUGGUCUGGAAUGGACACUUUGUCAUAGACAACCCCCAAAACAUUCAAGCUCAUCUGUACAAGUGCUCGGCCCUGAGAGAGAGCUGCGGACUUUGCCUUAAAUCUGACCAGCGCUUUGAGUGUGGAUGGUGCGUGAGCGAGAAGAAGUGCACUCUGCGCCAGAAUUGUCCUGCCUAUGAAAACCCUUGGAUGCAUGCCAGUACCGUCAAUAGUCGCUGCACUGACCCAAAGAUCACCAAGCUGUUUCCAGAAACGGGCCCCAAGCAGGGGGGAACCCUACUUACUAUCACAGGGGAAAAUCUGGGCUUGAGGUUCGAAGACAUUCGCUUUGGAGUGAGAGUUGGGCAUGUCAUGUGUGUCCCUAUUGAGAACGAGUACAUCAGUGCUGAGCAGAUUGUCUGUGAGAUUAAGGAUGCAGGAAAGAUGCGUGUCCAUGAGGCGCAAGUGGAGGUCUGUGUAAAAGACUGCUCUCAAGACUACAGGGCUAUUUCUCCAAAGUCAUUCACCUUUGUGGUACCCUCUUUUAAUCGGGUCACACCUUCCCGUGGUCCUUUGUCUGGUGGCACCUGGAUUUCCAUCGAAGGAAGCUAUCUGAAUUCCGGCAGUGAUGUUUCCGUGGAUAUUGGGGGUCGUCCCUGCAUGUUUUCAUGGCGUACUGCGAAAGAGAUCCGCUGUAAGACUCCGCAGGGACCAAGCACGGGUAAAGCCGAAAUACAAAUCCACAUCAACCGCGCCACACUGUACAACUCUGAAGUGCAUUACAAUUACACCGAAGAUCCAACCGUGCAAAAGAUAGAACCAGAGUGGAGCAUCGCCAGCGGGGGAACCCCUCUCAUAGUAACUGGGCUGAAUCUGGCAACUAUUAAAGAACCCAAAAUAAGAGCAAAAUAUGGAGAUGCAGAGAGAGAAAAUAACUGCACUGUGUACAAUGACACCACCAUGGUGUGCUUGGCUCCCUCCGUUGAGAAUCCCUUGAGGAGCCCGCCAGAGAAUGGGGACCGUCCUGAUGAGAUAGGUUUCAUAAUGGACAACGUUCUGGCCCUCCUUAUUGUGAACACUACCAGCUUUCUGUAUUACCCAGAUCCUGUGUUUGAGCCACUGACGGCAUCUGGAAACCUUGAGCUGAAGCCUAGCUCUCCUCUUAUAAUCAAGGGUCGGAAUCUCAUUCCAGCAGCCCCAGGGAACUUCAGGCUUAAUUAUACAGUGUUGAUUGGUGACACACCGUGUGCCCUUACUGUCUCUGAGACCCAGCUCCUGUGCGAGUCUCCGAACCUUACUGGACAGCACAAAGUCACUAUUAAAGCCGGAGGGUUUGAGUACUCACCGGGCACACUGCAGAUUUACUCGGACAGCCUGCUGACCUUGCCUGCCAUCAUUGGAAUUGGAGGAGGAGGUGGUUUGCUCUUGCUCAUUAUAAUCAUUGUGCUUAUUGCCUACAAGAGGAAAUCGCGGGAUGCUGACCGUACCCUGAAACGGUUGCAGCUGCAAAUGGACAAUCUGGAGUCCCGUGUGGCACUGGAGUGCAAAGAAGCCUUCGCUGAGCUGCAGACUGACAUCCAUGAGCUGACCAACGACCUCGAUGGGGCUGGAAUCCCUUUCCUGGAUUACCGUACAUACGCCAUGCGAGUCCUUUUCCCCGGAAUCGAGGAUCAUCCUGUUCUGAAGGAAAUGGAGGUACAAGCCAAUGUUGAGAAGUCCCUGACGCUGUUUGGGCAGCUCCUCACCAAGAAGCACUUCCUGCUCACCUUCAUUCGCACACUGGAGGCCCAGAGAAGCUUCUCUAUGAGAGACAGGGGGAACGUGGCUUCACUCAUCAUGACGGCGUUGCAGGGGGAGAUGGAAUAUGCCACCGGGGUUCUCAAGCAGCUUCUCUCCGACCUCAUUGAGAAGAAUCUUGAAAGCAAAAACCACCCCAAGCUGCUGCUGAGGAGGACAGAGUCUGUGGCUGAGAAGAUGCUGACGAACUGGUUCACAUUUCUCCUCUACAAGUUCUUAAAGGAAUGUGCCGGUGAGCCGCUCUUCAUGCUGUACUGUGCCAUCAAGCAACAGAUGGAGAAAGGACCUAUUGAUGCCAUCACAGGAGAGGCCCGCUACUCGCUGAGUGAGGACAAGCUGAUCCGUCAGCAGAUCGACUACAAGACACUGAAUCCUUGUGCUGAUGACGUUGGGCUGAGCGAUGAAUCAUGUUGCCGCUCGCCUCAAACCCUAAACUGUGUGAACCCUGAGAAUGAGAAUGCCCCUGAAAUCCCUGUCAAGGUGCUGAACUGUGACACCAUAACCCAAGUGAAGGAGAAACUGCUUGAUGCUGUGUAUAAAGGCGUUCCAUACUCCCAGCGACCCAAGGCAGGAGACAUGGACCUGGAAUGGCGUCAGGGUAGGAUGGCACGCAUUAUACUGCAAGAUGAGGAUGUGACGACCAAGAUAGACAAUGACUGGAAACGACUGAACACAUUGGCGCAUUAUCAGGUGACAGACGGAUCUUCAGUGGCACUGGUACCCAAACAGAACUCUGCCUACAACAUCUCAAACUCAUCGACGUUUACAAAGUCCCUGAGCAGAUACGGCCACCAGUUGGAUCAUCAUACUGUGGGCCUACGGAGACCUGUCGGGAGAGGACAACAUCAGCAGGCAGAUUUUUGGCCAGAGAGUAUGCUACGGACCGCAUCAAGCCCAGACAGCCUGAGGUCCCGCACCCCUAUGAUCACCCCUGACCUGGAGAGUGGAACCAAACUCUGGCACCUGGUGAAAAACCAUGACCACCUAGAUCAGCGGGAGGGCGAUAGAGGUAGCAAGAUGGUGUCUGAGAUCUACCUGACUCGCCUCUUGGCUACAAAGGGAACUCUCCAGAAGUUUGUGGAUGAUCUGUUUGAGACAAUCUUCAGCACGGCACACCGUGGAAGCGCGCUCCCGCUCGCUAUUAAAUACAUGUUUGAUUUCCUGGACGAGCAGGCGGACAAGCAUCAGAUCACCGACUACGAUGUGCGCCACACAUGGAAAAGUAACUGUUUGCCACUGAGAUUCUGGGUGAACGUCAUUAAAAAUCCACAGUUCGUGUUCGACAUUCAUAAGAACAGCAUCACGGACGCCUGCCUUUCUGUGGUAGCCCAGACGUUCAUGGAUUCCUGUUCCACGUCAGAACAUAAGCUGGGCAAGGACUCCCCAAGUAACAAGCUGCUGUAUGCCAAGGACAUACCCAAUUACAAGAGUUGGGUGGAGAGGUAUUACGCAGAUAUUGCCAAAAUGUCGGUUAUUAGCGACCAGGAUAUGAGCGCGUACCUUGCCGAACAAUCCCGAUUACACCUGAGCCAGUUCAACAGCAUGAGUGCCCUGCAUGAGAUUUACUCUUAUAUCACAAAAUACAGAGACGAGAUUCUAACUGCGUUGGAAAAAGACGAACAAGCAAGGAGGCAGCGGCUACGAAGUAAACUGGAACAGGUCAUCGACACAAUGGCGCAGAGUAGUUGAAGUCCAAAGUCUCUGCGUGACUUGGUCCCCCCUCCCGAUGGCAACCAAGACAGAGGGAACCCUGCAGACUGACCGCGAGCCCUUGUGGCGACGGAAACCGCCGGCUGCAGAAACUCGUUUGGAACUUCCAUGAGAGAACGAACAAAAUAAACGUGUGCGUGUGUGUGUAUAUAUAUAAAUAUAUACAUAUAAAGACUUUAGAAAACAUUUCAAAGAAUGACUUAGAAACCUUUAUAAAAUAAACAGUUUUAAGGGACUCAAAUUUCAAUACAAAUUAAAAAUAUAGAUUUAAAACAAUGGGAGCUGCUUGAACGUUCCAGGGACGAGACAGUACGCCUGGCCACGUAACAUCCAUGGAUUACUAAGGAAGACUGGUUUCCUCUCAUCCCGUCUCCCCCCAAAAAUCCCCCCGGGCUACUCUCAAACCCUAAACGACCUCUCUCUUUGGCUUUCAGCCACUAGUGUUAAUGCUACAUUUGCACAAUUUACUGAAAAUCUUGGGUUUUUAAAGAAAUUAAAAAAAAAACAAGAAAAAAAAAAAAAACAAGAAAUCAUAAAAUGAGAUGAAAAAGGCAAAAAAAGGUGUUUUUGUGUUUCUGGAAAACCACAAUCGAAAAAACCACUCCACAGAUGCUCCUACAGGAAGGAUAAACUGUUCCAGAAGCUUUGAUAUUUUUCUAGAUUUCGUUCUGUGCCAUGUUUCCUUUGAAUGUCGUUUUAGUGAAUAAAAAUGGGGAAAAAAAUAAUGAAUAAAGAAGAAACUCUAAUUGUGAAACAUGGGGGAGGGAGAUGUUCCGGAAAGGGGCGGACCACCCUCGGCUAUGGAGCGGUCACAGGAACUACCAUGGAAACCUGGAAAGAAAAGUUACAUUUCAAGUUUCUUAGGAAACCCAUCCACCCCCCAUUCUGUUUUUUAUUUUGGAAUGAAUUGUGUUUGAUUUCAGAUGAAUAUUGGAUAUGUUUUGUUUCCUCCAGAAUAACGCUACAUGACGGAAGCACAUUCACAUUCACCUCUUUACACAAAUGUACAUGUAUGAUUUUGCUUUGGGAAGGCAUAGUAAUCCCACAAUGCUUUGCCAUGGCAGAGUUCCAAAAGCCACAAAGGCAGUGAAGCCCAAACACUCCUCCAUUUGUCAGACUAGAAUGCCCACCAUCAGCCGCUCACUCGCCAAGAGUCUUGGCCAAUAGCAGAGUCUUGGCCAAUAGCAGUUUGAGCCCCUCUGCUGUCUCCAGUCUUAAUGAUGGCGCAGUAUUGAUAAAGAUGGAACAAACCACUGGUGUAGGGAUGACCUCUUGAUCUCUUUUAAUUUAUUAUGGAACAAUAGAUAAUUCGCAUAGACUGUUAAACAGUGGAGUGACAGCUGAUUUGAGGGAAUGGAUAAAGUGUUGAUGGAGGAGGAGAAAGGGUUUUUUUUUUUAGUUUGAUUAAUUGAUAAAUCCUAGUUUUUCAUCAGCAAUGAAAUUAGCAUUUUAAUGGCCAGACAUUUUAGAUGCUUUUAUUAUUGUGCAAUAGCAAACGUUUAAGCCAUUUCUUAGCUGCCCAUGUUGGUCAUAGCAUAACCGUGACCCAUUAGCAGUUGAGGCAUCCUUUGGCCAUAGCGAUCCUUUGGCCAUAGCGAUCCUUUGGCCAUAGCGAUCCUUUGGCCAUAGCGAUCCUUUGGCCAUAGCGAUCCUUUGGCCAUAGCGAUCCUUUGGCCAUAGCGAUCCUUUGGCCGUAACAUUACAUCUGUUACCCCCAAAUCUUAAUGUUAGCUGCUGGAACAUUCUAGAUUCAGUGUGCAUUGCUGGUGUUUGGAGGGCAGAGUCUUUCAUAGAAGGGCAAAUAAAAGAACCUGGAUUCCCCCCUAUACCUUUAUCCAAGUAUUAUCAGACUUAGCACCUUCAUUCAUGCAGUGGGAACAUCACAUUUUCCUGCCAGAGGGGACAGCAACUGUGCCCGGCAGUGGAAUUCAGAUCGGUGCAAUCUAUAAUGAAUGAAGUUUAAUUUCCGAAUGUGAAGGCCUUAGAGAGAUUAUUUCUCUAUAUAAUUCGUCGAUGGUCUUCAUCUUCUGUGUCACUGCUGGAGGGAUACUUUCCCUUUUGCCAGUGUAGUAUUUUAGUUAAUGAUUAAAAGUACUUAAAGGUCCAAAACCCUAUCCAGAACAUUCUUGCUUAGACACCGCAGCUCAUUACCUUCCACAGAAGUGAUUUCCAGUCUCUGCCAUGAAGUUAUCCGGCUAAAGGCUAAUGUGUACUGUCAGCCGUUGCUCAUUCCUGUUGAUACAAAGGGUCACAUGUCUUAAUGGGACCAAUCAGGCUGUGUGGGGCUUUGCUCUUUAGCUCCAUAGAAUACAUUGCAUGUGAGAGACACUGCCAGAUGCCCAUGGGUUUGUACCCAAGCUUACCAGUCCCCUUCCUGAACAGGGCCCCCAAGUCUGUGCUGAUGUAGUUAUGCCUAAGCACCGCCAUUUAAAGAUGGGGACCCAGAAAACUCAAGUAACAUCCUGUGGUUGCCUAAAUCACAAUUCAUACUGUUUUUUUUUUUAUCAAAUGCUAUUAAUAUCACACAAGCAAAGGUGGGCCGACAUAUGGACAGUUUAACCAGUAGUGCCCUGGUGUAUUUGGUUAUAUGUUUCAUUGACUGCUGUUCAUUCAUAAUGAUCCACUAUACCUGUUGACUUCCCAAUGAAAUCAGAGAGAAGUGUUACAACACCCUCCCCCCAAAAUAUAAAUGGGGCUGAAUUCUUCCAUUGUUGUGUAUUGCAGUCCCCUCGGGCAUUCUCGGUUAAGCACACCCCUUUCUCUCAAUUUGGUACAUUCUGCCACAAAUGUGGUUAUUUUGGAACCUCUAUGCCAGCUGGCAAGCUUGGCCCCAUGCUCAUACAGGUAUUUCUAGUGGUAGCUGGGAUGGCCUCCUCUAUGUUUAUCCCUUAUACUGUCACCAUGAUGUGAUUGGAACAACCAGAGCAAAUUCCCAGAGUGUUCUGGCCUACGGCAAAGUCUGAUUUGUGGUUGACUUGAAGCUCCGCCGAGCCAUGGUCUGUAAAUAUCCUCUGGCUAUUUUAACGUUGCUCAGAUUUAGUACUUGUAAAUAAAUUCCUCGCAUCACAAAGAGAUUAAACAACAUUUUUGCUAAAUAAAA
This is a messenger RNA of Xenopus tropicalis (tropical clawed frog), 9509 nucleotides long. It is a transcript of the gene plxna1, whose product is annotated as plexin A1. The record is from RefSeq and is a predicted model, not a curated record. Lineage: Eukaryota; Metazoa; Chordata; Amphibia; Anura; Pipidae. Bases 593 to 6388 code for a protein of 1931 amino acids. Gene Ontology annotation, biological process: semaphorin-plexin signaling pathway. Gene Ontology annotation, molecular function: semaphorin receptor activity. The transcript has 35 exons. Gene Ontology annotation, cellular component: membrane; plasma membrane.